AUGGCCGAUUGCAGAAUGUUUGUCAAAAAUAAAAACUAUUUGAACCACAGUUCUGUUAAUAGACUUAUAUUAUUUACAUACACAAUGGCUAUGUUGUUUGCACCACAUUGUUGUGUACUGGAAACGGAAUCAAGAAAUACCAGUUGUGAAAAUGAACUGACAUGCAUCAGAUGUACAAUGAAAGCUCAGUGUUCAUGGAUCCUAAGUCAACAGAGAUGUGUAGAACACCCUAAUUUACCAUGUUCGUGGUUUAUAGUCAACAGUAAAGAGGAAUGUCCACGGUUUUCAGUAGUAACUCAUUAUGACGAUAAUGAUAAAAUCAAAAGUUUGAAAUACACUGUUAAAGUAUCAAAUGAUUCAGUAGAUUUCAUGAAUUUUCGAAACGAAAGUAAUUUUAUUUGCGAUUCAUUAAAAAUAGAUAAGAGUGAGAUAAAAAUCGAUGGAAUGAUGGUAUGUUCAACUAGAAUUAAAUUAAAUUACUUCGCUGAGUACAUUAGUCAGUUGUUAGCUGCAUUCUUAUUUUAUGUUAAGUUUAAUGGCAUCACUCUGCAGUUGGACAACUUCGCCGAACCCUAUGACAGGGUUUAUGAACAUAAUUGUGUCGAUGACAAGAAUAACGAAAACUGUGGGACUUGCACGUGGAAUGAUGAUGACUUCACACGCUGCGUUAAAUUGUGUUCGUACAAAGACUCCUGUGAGGGUCACAAUGAAUUGUAUAUAUCGCAUGUCGGCGGUGUUAAAAAAUUUUGGAAUUUUACUUCACAAGAAGUCAAUGAUAGAUGUGCCGAAAUAAAAGUGACAGACGUCCAUCCGCUAUCUGGGACGAUGGCCGGUGGCACGACUAUAAUGAUCACCGUCAAGAACCACAGGACAUUUGCGAAUAACCGAAAUGUAACUGUGACAGUGGCAGGAACGGUAUGUGCGAACAGUGUGUCUACAAAAAAGACGAUUACUUGCAUCACAACACCGCCAUCCGACGACACGUAUGAACCACCAUCCGGCCCGGUCUUGGUCACGUACACGUCAAAUAAUGGCCACGUGUUUAAUAUCGAGUCAUCACAGACAUUCCAGUUUUACGUCGGUACUACGUGUGGCGCACCACGUCCAGUGCUUGGCUUGAAGCAAGAACUAUAUGGCAUAGGGUCCGGAGGCACAACAGUAACAUUAAAGGGCCUUCGGUUCAACAAACCUUGCGAUGCGUUCCCCGCCCGAAUGUUUGUAAAGCUGCCAAACGGCACCAUGCAGUUCGCGUCCAGUAAUUGUGAUAAACCUGUUGACGACACACACAUAGAUUGUCGAGCGCCGCAGUUGAACAGUUCCAAUGGUUGGGACAUAAACACACCUAACUUCACUCGGGUGCUGAACUUCGGACUAGAAGUGAUGAACAUCGUCAAUAAUCAGUCACUGUAUGUGAAUGGUCCGUUGAUCAGUUAUUACCACGUAUUGGAUAACAAUCCAGUGCUAGAGAAUUUUGAAAUAGAAUUAGGUGGUUCAGUGGUCGUCUACGGUAACCACUUGCGGUACAUACAUCCUGCAGACGUCCUGAUACGAUUCCAAGAUGCACUGGUUAAGGAUUGCAAAAUCACCUCUGCUACAAAACGUAGUUUUGUAUGCAUGCCAAACACGUCCGUCGUCGUUUCGAAAGAGAUGUUUGUCAAGAUUGGCGGUUUACUUACGUACAACGUUACCAAACGACCCUACGCUUUUUCCAAAAUUAUCUGGUAUUAUAUGGUGCCUUGGCUGGUAGUGGUUGUUCUAGCCUUGGCUUGUUUUUAUCAAAUUAACAAUCGGUAUAAAAUGCAUAGAACAGUACAUGACCCACCUGUGAAUUUGAAAGACCUGGACACACAGACAGCGCUAUUAUAA
This is a messenger RNA of Macrosiphum euphorbiae (potato aphid), 1866 nucleotides long. NCBI's taxonomy places the organism in Eukaryota, Metazoa, Arthropoda, Insecta, Hemiptera, Aphididae. The record is from the annotation of a GenBank genome assembly.